Molecule: messenger RNA, 806 nt
Organism: Nicotiana tabacum (common tobacco)
Lineage: Eukaryota; Viridiplantae; Streptophyta; Magnoliopsida; Solanales; Solanaceae
Source: RefSeq, a predicted model, not a curated record
ACUUCACUUCCACACCCCAGAGUGAGAACACAACUCCGUCCAUGGCUGGGUGAGAGUAUCAGUCAAUUGGUUGUGGUUAAAACGUCCGCUUAAUUCUUCGUCUUCUUUGUUCCACUCCGUAUAUGCCUCUCUCCAUAUUUGUUUUUCUCCUACCUUCAUCUUCAUCGUAUUUAACUGGAAAACUUGAUAAUAAAGGAGGGGGAAAAUGAACAGAAGAUUCGGAGGAGGAAAGCAGCCAACAGGAACUCCAUCAAUGGCUUGGUCUACUGCUGUUGUCGUUGUUUCCCUCCUUGCUGGUGCCUCCGUUGUUCACAACUUUUUCAAACCUGAUCUGACUCUGCCUCCAUUAGAAAGCAUUGAUGGAAUCAAGCAGAAGGAGGUGGAGAAACAAUAAUCUUUUGUUCUAUUCGUUUAAGUUCGAUUAAAUGGAGUUUGUGAAAAAGUGCACCCACCGGCCACCCCUUUGUGUAGGUUGGAAUUUUAGCACUUGUAACUAAAUGAUGUUGCAAAUGACAUCUCUUACUGAUUAUUGUCUUUCUUCGACAGAUUAGUUCUUAGUAGUUUAAACCAAACGACCCCUUGGAUUUAUAUAGACAUAGUCGCAUGAAGUGAUCAUUUUGGUGAAGUAGGUGUAACAACUUGUCAACUUUUUCUCUGUGUUGCCUAUUAUAUAUCGAGUUGGUCCAUCAAAAGGGCCUGAGUCGUCUGUGAACGUACUCUAUAUGUGGAAUUCCGAGUAAAUGGUUCCUUCAUUGGGGAAAGGGUGAAAUGUAUCCCCUCCGCAAUACAAAAUAUGUUACUUAUAA